Messenger RNA from Glossina fuscipes, 3324 nucleotides. RefSeq lists its product as uncharacterized. Lineage: Eukaryota; Metazoa; Arthropoda; Insecta; Diptera; Glossinidae. The transcript has 4 exons. The record is from RefSeq and is a predicted model, not a curated record. Bases 39 to 3074 code for a protein of 1011 amino acids.
AAAUAAAUAAAUAGAAGAAAAAAAAAGAAGACCACAAAAUGAUAAUUUUGGAUAAUCAUCAAGCAACAAACUCUCGAGAAGUUUCCGAUAUAACGUUUUGCCUAAGCUUGUGGAUGCUCUUAUGCAUGAUUGUUUCUGCAUUAGGCAUAAAGAUAUGGUGGUUUAGGCAUCGUUCAUCCUUCGAGCAAGCGGCGAAGGGAAACGAUUCGACAGCUGAAGGAGCAACGGAUAUCACCGCACCGCUUGUCCCGCAACGGCGACGGAAUAAAUGGAUAUUCUCUAAAGACAAGCGCUAUUCGCAACAGAUUUCACAAAGUGCGGCGGAAAUUCAUGGUAUCUUUCGCAUCCGUCAAGACGAAAAUUUCAGUACUCAAAAUAACCCGACGGUGCUAUUACCUAAUCAUGCCAGAAAAAUAUCGGAAAGUGCGCCGUCUUUGCUUUCGCAGGAACAAAAUUUGCCCCGCCCACUGUCACGAGAUACAAUAUAUGAGUCAUCAUCAGCUUCAACAUCAAAAACUUCACAAAAACCUACCCAACGCCCCUCUUUAAUAUUUGAGGCGUUGAAUCGCCCAGUUACGCAUCCGAAAGUCUUGGAAUCGUCAUUGGUAAUUGAGCCGUGCAAUCGCAAUGCGGAAUGUAUUAAUAACAAUGAAAUAGUUGUUAAACGGCAAGAAAACAGGAAUAGUUACAUUAAAUGUGAAGAAAUCGAUUCACAAGUUCAAUACAUAUAUGACUUGCAGAUGUUAAAAGAUCUGAAGAACUGUAAAGAAAAUUUAAUCGCGAAAGAUCAGGAGAAAAAAUGUCCAGCGACCAUUGAUUCUGCUAAUAACACUGCAGAAACGAGACCCCUGCAAGACGUGCCGAUUCGUCAGAACGGCGAGCGAUCUGAAAGCACUGAGACCCCGGCAAAAGGGUGUCCUGCAAAUUAUGAACGAAACCAACUGAACGAAGACUGGGAUCUUUUGAAAGAUUCUCACAGCUUUGUGGAUUCAGAAAGAUUAGAGGAUAAGAGUCAUGACUUGUACUAUGACUCAGUUGCAACGAAUCAAGAGAGAAUUUCAAAUCCAUCAUUAAAAUUUGCUGACAAUAGAAAAUCACUUCAUAUGAAUGUAAAGUGCGUUGACGAUUUAAAGGAGAAAAGUCUUUCGAAUAUUGUUUGGCCCACACAAUUUCGUGCAAAAGAUGUCCAGAAAAUGAUUGCGAGACGUUUAAGCAAGUGCUCUUUAUUAAAUCUAAAUAAGACGAAGACCAAUUUUCAAUUGAACGCGUCUGACAAAAAGGAACUUGAACGUCACGCACAAAAUGAUUUUACAGAAAAUUCGAGACUUAGUAAUACUCCUCUUUCCACAACCAUAAUGUCUACAAGUGAUAACAGUAAAUGUGUAAAUCAUUGCAUUCGAUGUCAGGAGCACUAUGCACAGCCAGAACAAUCUGCAAAUCCCUCCUCCAUUAGAUGUGAACAUCAUCGAAAGCUCGCCAAUCACGAAGGGGAGGGUGAAAUUUCCCAAAAUGCAGCGUUAGGCAGCAGUCGUUCAACUAACCUUCACGUGACUUUUGAAAAUCCACUAAAUUUUAAUGACGAAAACAAUCUGGAGAAUUGUGUCUGCAAUGUUGCUAUAAAAGAACGGCGUCCAACGGGUUAUGAACCACCACAUCAGGACAUACGUGAUUUAACAGAUGUUGCAAUUAUUCCCGGAAUUCGACAUCAAGCAUAUGAUUAUUCUUCCAGCCCUCGUACCGAUAGCAUUAGAAAUGUAGAUAGAAACCUUUUCGAAAUUGCUGAUAGGGAAGAUUUUUUAAAUCUUGAAUUGGAAAAGAAAAGCUUAAGCGGUUUAAUUUCAAAAGAUGCCCGAGCUAGAGGUUGUUCCGGUGAUAUGGGAAGCUCAAAACAAAUGAAGAAAUCGAAAGACCAACAUGUUGCCUUUAAAGUCCUCGAAGAAUUCGAUAUUAAUCGAAAAACUAGAAAUUCGGCUUUAACCAAGAGACGUCCUACCGGCUUACAGGAAGAAGAAAAUUUACACGAUCUUAGGGGAGCGUUCGAACUUGACGAUAACAUAUCUUCGAAAGAUCUUUCUUUCGAUUUCGUUCAAAAUUCAUCCGAUUCAAAAUCCCUCGGCAUCAAAGAUUUUAAUAAAUAUCAAAAUCUUUCACACGAUGACUAUCAACUCUCUGAAAAAUCUCUAUUACAACAUACGCCAAUGCACUAUUACCCGGAUAAAAAACAGAAUUCUAUCUCAUUAGGAAGUGUAAGUUGCAAAGCUUCCGAAAAACUAAGUUAUGCGAAACCCGAUAGCAAUUCUCUAAUAUCGAACAGAGAUAAUAAUGAUUAUGAUGAUCGCCAUUCGUGGGGCUAUUUAGGAAAGAAUAUUCAUGAAGAUUUCGUAAAAAAUAUUGAAGAAGAAUUUUCAAAAAUACGACUUUCUUAUGUACAUAGCAAAGAUAAUUGUCCAGAUACUGAAACCAUUACGCAGAUGCAACAGCCGGCCAGUUAUGGCGAAACGAAGGAUGAAGGUUCGAACAGUUUUGGAAAACAAUUGGAUUGUUUAAAAAAAAAUUUGAAAGAUCAAAAAAAAAAGACAAAAGAUUUUCAGCCCUCAAUACACAAAGAAUUCCAUACUGGCGAACGCACGAAUGAUAAAAAUAAAUUGCGCAAAAGUAGGGUUACAUUUGAUAUUAGUGCUGAUGAAUGCGAUGUAGUGCAAGAAAAACCUGAUCAACCUGAUAAUCGAGAGAGUAUUAAAACGGGCUUAAAACAGACCAGAUUAAGCUUGAUAAAACUGAAUUAUAAUGAAGAAUCCGAAGAUAGUUGGUCGGCUAUUAGGAAAUAUAGAAAUUUAACGAAAGAACUAAACGAACAUAUGAAUGAAGAUACCUCAAUGCAAUCGUCUUAUCGAAAUCCUUUAGCGCAAUUAAAACAAGAUCGGUCUUACGAAGACGAAUUAGAAGAAGUAGAAAAUUUAAAAUUAAAUUCCAUAAAAUCUCCCGUAACUUCUCCACGCGCUGCUCUCGAAUACCGCCGGGAGAUAAUAAAUUUAGAAGAACGACACAAUGUAAAUGAAAGUAGUGAAGCCUAAGCAAGAAAUGUAAACGCAAAGUAUAUCUAAUUAUUAUUAAUAAAUCGAAACUUUACAAGACAAAUGUACUCUUAAAUGAAAACAGUAACAAGUAAGAAAGUUUGGGGACAUGUUUAGGUCAAUUCCAAAUUCUUUUGCAAAUUUUUAGGCAAUAUUUUCACUUUCGCUAACGAGAGGAUGUUCACCACAAAUAUCGCAAAGUUGCGCAAACCGACAGAUGGACAGACGAAGAAGCGGACAUGUUUAGAUG